Emiliania huxleyi CCMP1516 is the source of this 1992-nucleotide messenger RNA. RefSeq lists its product as hypothetical. Gene Ontology annotation, molecular function: oxidoreductase activity; iron ion binding. Lineage: Eukaryota; Haptophyta; Isochrysidales; Noelaerhabdaceae. Gene Ontology annotation, biological process: lipid biosynthetic process. The transcript has 4 exons. Bases 22 to 1512 code for a protein of 496 amino acids. The record is from RefSeq and is a predicted model, not a curated record.
CCCAGGCCCUCUAGGACCAUCAUGACGGAAGGCUCGAGCGUCCGUGUGCACCGCGUCGACGCCGCCUGCGACGCCCGCCCGCUCCCGGGCAUGGUCAGGCCGCCCACGCUCCUUUGCGUCCCCGGCCUCAAGGAGUCGCGGUCCGGCUACCGCGUCGAGGAUCGCGACGUUGUCUACUUGUGCGUGAGGCCGGGAUCCGACUUUGGCACCCCUGCCUUCGCGGCGGAGUGCCUCGCCGCCGUGCGUGAGCACCUCCCGGACGACGCCCCGGUGGAUGCCCUCGCCUUCUCAAUGGGCUGCUCGGUGCUGGCCCAGCUCGUCGCCGCCGGCCUCCGGCUGCGCGAGGCGUCCCUCAUCUCCCCCGCGGGCCACUUCAACGGCACGUGGGCCGAAUCGCUGCUCCGCCGCGGCACCGCCUUUGGCAGCUGGCGGUACGGCACCGGUUUCUGGUCCGGCCUCGCCACCUUCCCCACCUACGUGGCCGGCGGCGCCAACGCGUGGGAGUACGAGUCGCUCCACCGCCUGGCGGAGCGGGUCAAGGUGUACGCGGCCGCGUCGGACCCGGUGCACCCGAACGACGUGGAGAAGUUCGCCGCCAACAAGCAGAUCAAGCUGAUCGAGGCGGACGGAGGCCACUUCGGCCCCAAGACGUACGUCCCGAUGCUGCACCGCCGCAAGUCGCGCUCUCCGCGCCGCGCCGACAAGGCGCCUCGCCCGCUGCACAAGAAGAUCCUGUCGCAGAUGCUGCAGCCGUACUGGGUCGCGCACGUCGUGUGGGUGCUGUGCUGCGCGAUGCUCUGCCAGUCGCAGUGGGGGAUGCUCUCCUCCCACCCGCUCACGACCCUCAGCUACGGCUACACCUACUGCGGCUGCUGGUCGCUGAUCGAGUACGUCUACCACCGCGCCCUCCAGCACCACGUGCUGCGCCCGACGCACUGGACGCACCACCGCCGCCCGCACGACCACAAGCACCUCCGCAGCCCCGCCGGCAUGAUCCAGCUCUACGGAGGCGCCCUCUGCCUGCUCGUCUACGCCGUCCACGCGGCCCUCGGCGUGUCCCGCUACCCGCCCUUCUACCCGUGGCUCGCCUUUUGCUACCUCGCCUUCGAGUUCGCGCACGAGACCGCCCACAAGGCUGACCCGCCCGCGUGGCUCGGCGCCUGCCGCGACUUCCACGUCCAGCACCACAAGACGCCGUGGCUCAACUACGGGUUCGUCUCGCCGAUGUGCGACCACGUCUUCGGCACGGCGCACGGCGACUUCGCCGCGCCGUGGGCCUCGAUCCUCGCCUUCGGCCCCAUCCCCUUCCUCUCGUUUUUCCUCCUCCCCCCGGUCGGCACUUGCGCAGACGAGACGUCCUCCUCCGACGCCGAGUCGACGGCUGAGUCAGAGGCGAGCACGGUCCUUGCGGACAGCGAGCCGGCGCUCGCGCACGCCAAGCUCGCCGGCCAGCCGCCCGCCGAGUCGCCGACUUGCGUCCGCCACGCCUUUGUUGCCGAGGACCUGUCCUGACCGAGGACCUGUCCAUACCCGGCUUGCGCGCUCCUUCGCCCUCCUUCCCCUCCCCGCCGCCAGCCGCGCCUAGCUCGCCGUCGGCGGCGGCGGAUGCUCGAGGGGAGGUGCUGGGCCAGAGGAAGGGCAGGCGCGGCCGGUGAGGCCCCCUUCGCUGUGGCGGAGGGGCUGCUCUCUGUGGCCUCCCGUACUCUGGGUCUCUCUUGGGGGACUCCGCCCGCAGCCCUAGCUUUGCGCGCGGCGGUGUCCGGCAUGGUGGGCAGGGAGGGGGGAGGGCCCCCGUCUUUGUGAGAUUUUGCGUGCGUGGGAGCGCAUGACACGGUGCGCUGCUGGGGCUCGCGAGGGUCCCGAAAUCCCUCGCGGUGUCCUGUCCGUGGCGAGCCGUGACUUGUGUGACCCGCGGUUGGAGAGGAGGGCCCCGAGAGGGGCCGCCGAGCCGUUGUGAUAUGUGACGUUUUCUGUUGAGUGUUGUUAUACACA